AUGUGUGUUCAAAUCGUCUUUAGGGUCAUUUUAUGUCGAUAUCCAUAUACUUUGUGGACACGUGUUGGUAACAGUUCCGGUUCCCGGUCAUUCUAUCCCCACACCUGUAGGUUAAUCGAUCCUUCCAGUUUUUUCCUUCCAUCGCUUCUUAUCCAAACCUUCCGUUCUCUUUCUUCCCUUCCUCUGGUAACGUUCAUCGCCACUGGUGUUGGUGGUGCUACGGUGUGGGUUGCCGGCGGCGCUGACCGGAGGCGUUGUGGCCUUCAGGUGUCGCAAAUCGAUUGCGUCACAGAGUCGUCAGUAUCAACCGCAGCCACCGACUACUCAGCAUCGCCUCCACCUUUACCGACACAUCGUCAUCACCUUUCGCCACCGACUCACCGACGGGACGAUGCAGAUGACCAUGGAACGGGUUCCGAUUUAGGUUCUGACGACGGGACUGGGAGCUUUUACCACUACCACCACAGAUUGGUACUGUCGAUGACUUCAUACUACGACUACUGGGACGGAUCUGCUGCAGAAGGUAUCAAUUUUCUCCAAACUAACAUCCACUCUCUAUGA
This is a messenger RNA of Lactuca virosa, 561 nucleotides long. Lineage: Eukaryota; Viridiplantae; Streptophyta; Magnoliopsida; Asterales; Asteraceae. The record is from the annotation of a GenBank genome assembly.